This is a messenger RNA of Uranotaenia lowii, 1032 nucleotides long. RefSeq lists its product as uncharacterized. Gene Ontology annotation, molecular function: nucleic acid binding. Bases 1 to 1032 code for a protein of 343 amino acids. NCBI's taxonomy places the organism in Eukaryota, Metazoa, Arthropoda, Insecta, Diptera, Culicidae. The transcript has 2 exons. The record is from RefSeq and is a predicted model, not a curated record.
AUGUUUGUGCAAAAGCUCUGGGCGGAGUAUCUACCCUGGGACAUAGAACUCGCAGAAGAUCUCAGUAGUUGGUGGAAGCAAUACCGUAGCGCUCUCCAGCGGCUCCUGGAUAUCGAAAUUCCACGCAGGGUGAUAAGAAAUACUCACCAUCAAUACACCCUCCACUGCUUCUGUGAUGCUUCAAAGGGCGGUUACGGAUGCAGCAUCUACGUCGUUUCGCCGGACUUGUCUGGAACGCUUCAGUCUCGCCUACUUACGUCGAAAUCUCGCGUCGCCUCCCUGAAGGGUCAUUCCAUCCCUCGCUAUGAGCUCUGUGCUGCACUGUUGGGAAGUCAGUUAGUAGAAAACCUUCGUAAAACUACCGUUUACACGCAGCCAGCAAUAUUCUGGUCGGAUUCGACCAUUGUGCUUUAUUGGAUUAAGUCCCCGUCACAUAAAUGGAAGGUAUUUGUGUCAAAUCGCAUAGCCGAAAUUCAGCGCCUCACGAAAGAUUGUCAAUGGAGGCAUAUACCAACGGAGUUGAAUCCUGCCGACAAGGUUUCCCGAGGCGUUCUUGCGAGCGAGAUUGUCGGAGACGAACUAUGGUUUCAUGGUCCGGGAUUUCUAACCUCCCCUGUAGAGCAAUGGCCCGAUUCGAAGGUUCUCAUUCGUCUAGUACAAAGAAGUACCUUCCACCUGGAAAUGCAGAUUUACGAUCUCAAACGUACAUCUUCCUCAACUAAGACGGUCAGUUCGAGGUCCCCGCUAAAGAAUCUGAACUUGUUCAUGGACGAAUUCGGCCUACUCAGAUUGAACAGUCUGUCUUACAAAUCGAAAUGCUCCCUUCGACACCAGAUGUCCAAUACCACUACCAGCCAAACAUCGACAUUCCUGGUUGAUUGCAAGAUCGAUUCACCUUCAAACAUUCCACGGUGGGCCUGGUCCGGUUCUUGCUACGCUGCGUCUGCGCUUUUGGCCGCUCCAGGGUCGAGUUCUAGUCCGAAGCAUCGUUCGUCAGUGCAUAACUUGCUUCCGCUGCAAUCCAACGCGUAG